Messenger RNA from Solanum stenotomum, 471 nucleotides. RefSeq lists its product as uncharacterized. Lineage: Eukaryota; Viridiplantae; Streptophyta; Magnoliopsida; Solanales; Solanaceae. The record is from RefSeq and is a predicted model, not a curated record. The transcript is spliced from 2 exons. The coding region runs from base 1 to 471 and encodes 156 amino acids.
AUGGAUGAUAUUCUAAUAGCUAAUGAAGCUAUAGAUUCCCGAUCAAGUUUGAAAAAAUCAGGCAUUUUAUGCAAAUUAGAUAUUGAGAAAGCAUAUGACCAGGUCAACUGGGAUUUUCUUAUGUUUAUGCUAGAGAAGAUGGGUUUUGGUCUCAAAUGGAGACAAUGGAUUAAAUUUUGCAUAUCUUCAGUAAGCUUCUCAGUGUCGAUAAGUGGUUGUCCAACAGGGUUUUUUAGUUCACAAAGGGGCUUAAGGCAAGAGAACCACCUCAAAAUUUUGAGACUAUUUCUAGUCUUGUUUGAAGGAAUGUCUGGACUUCAUGUUAACUGGAGAAAAAGCUUCUUGUAUCCAGUUAAUGAAGUGCCAAAUAUGGGAAAUUUGAAAUUAAUUCUUGGUGGUGAAGUGGGUGCUCUUCCAACUACUUAUUUGGGUAUGCCUUUAGGGGCCAAAUCCAAGUCUUUGGAAAUCUAG